AUGUCUACUGCUGAAUUUGUUCAAGUGUUAGAAAACACCAUUUUAGCCACUGACCAAAAUGUACGUUUGACUUCUGAAACUCAAUUAAAGAAACUAUCCAAUGAUAACUUUAUUCAAUUUGCAGGAAUGCUAUCACAAGUCUUGGUUGAUUCCUCUAUACCAAUCAAGGAUGAAGCAAGAAUAUUAGCUGCUUUAACUUUGAAGAAUGAAUUGAUCUCCAAGGAUUCAGUAAAGAAUAAUCAAUUUUCUUUACGUUGGAUAAAUAAUGUCGAUAUGAAUUCUAAACUUCAAAUUAAACAAAACGCUUUGAUGGCUUUAGUCUCCAAUGUUACUUCUGCAAGAGUCUCAAAUGCGGUUGCUCAAUUGAUUGCAGCUAUUGCCAACAUCGAAUUACCAAGAAAUGAAUGGCCAGAAUUGUUAAAGAUUAUGGUCGAUAAUACUUCAAGUACCCAACAAGAAAAUGUGAAAAGAGCCUCGUUAUUGACCUUAGGUUAUAUAUGUGAAGCUGCAGACCCACAAGAUCAAACUUUAAUUGCUUCUUCCAAUAAUAUUUUGAUUGCUAUUGUUCAAGGUGCUCAAUCCACUGAGCCAUCAAAACAAGUUAGAUUAACUGCUUUGAAUGCAUUGGCUGAUUCUUUACUCUUCAUUAAAAAUAAUAUGGAUAGAGAAGGUGAAAGAAAUUAUUUGAUGCAAGUCGUUUGUGAAGCUACUCAAACUCAAGAUUAUGAUAUUCAAGCUGCUUCGUUCGGUUGUUUAUGUAAAAUCAUGUCAUUGUAUUACCCUCUAAUGAAACAUUAUAUGGAACAAGCCUUGUAUGCAUUAACUAUUUCCACAAUGAAAUCUGAAAACGAUAAAGUUGCUUCGAUGGCCGUGGAGUUUUGGUCCACCAUUUGUGAAGAGGAAAUCGAUAUUGCUUUUGAAUUAACCCAAUUCCCAGAAUCCCCACUUCAAAGCUAUAAUUUCGCUUUAUCAUCAAUCCGUGAUGUGGUUCCAAAUCUAUUACAAUUAUUAACGAGACAAAAUGAAGAUUUUGAAGAUGAUGAUUGGAAUGUUUCUAUGUCUGCAGGUUCAUGUUUACAAUUAUUUGCUCAAAACUGUGGUAAUAACAUCUUAGAACCUGUCUUAGAAUUUGUAGAAAAUAAUAUCACUUCUGAAAAUUGGAGAAAUAGAGAAGCUGCUGUAAUGUCAUUUGGUUCUAUCUUGGAUGGUCCAGCUAAAGAUCAAAAAGUUUAUUACGUUCAUCAAGCUUUACCUGCUAUUUUAAAUUUAAUGGACGAUUCAGUUAUCCAAGUUAAAGAAACAGCUGCUUGGUGUAUUGGUAGAAUCGCAGAUCUAGUCAUUGAAUCUAUUGAUUCAAACACAAAUCUAAAGGGAGUUAUUCAAGCCUGUUUGAAAGGUUUACAAGACCAUCCAAAAGUUGCAACAAAUUGUUCUUGGAUCAUUAUUAAUCUAAUUGAGCAAUUAGCAGAUGUAGAAAACUCCGAUAUCUUCUCUUAUUAUUCACCUAUCGUGGAUGCUUUAUUAAAAGUUGCUAAUAGAUCUGAUAACGAAUUCAAUUCAAGAGCUUCAGCUUUUACCUCUUUAACUACUGUGGUAGAAUAUUCAAAUGAUACAGUAGCUGAAUGUUCUGCUUCUAUCUCCACGUUUAUCAUGGAUAAAUUAGGUCAAACUAUGAAUGUCAAUGAAGAAACUUUAUCUUUAGAAGAUAAGCAAAGUUUACAAGAAUUACAAUCAAGUAUUUUAACAGUAUUAGCCUCAGUUAUUAGAAAAUCUCCACAAAGUGUUAGUUCUGUCUCAGAUAUGCUAAUGGAUCUAUUCUUAAAGUUGUUAAACCAACAAGAUUCUGCUUAUAUUGAAGAUGAUGUCUUUUAUGCAGUAUCUUCCUUGGCUUCUUCCUUGGGUAAAGAUUUCGAAAAAUAUUUGGAUCCUUUCUCUGCUUAUUUAGUAAAAGCUCUAAAUCAAGUAGAUUCUCAAGUGGCAAUCACUGCUGUAGGUUUUAUUGCUGAUAUUUCAAAUUCUUUACAAGAAGAUUUUAGAAAAUAUGCUUCAGCUUUUAUGAAUGUUCUAGGUCAAAUUAUAACAUCAUCAAAUUCAAGAAAAGAUUUAAAACCUGCUGUAUUAAGUGUAUUUGGUGAUAUUGCCUCAAACAUUACAGAUGAUUUCAUCCCAUAUUUAAAUGAAGUUAUUACCUUAUGUGUUGCUACUCAAAAUGAUAAACCAGAAAAUGGUACUUUAGAAGCAUUAGAUUAUAGAAUUAAAGUUUUGGAAGCUGUUUUGGAUGCAUACGUUGGUAUUGUUGCCGGUUUAUCGAAUAAUCCACAACCUUUAUUCCCUUACGUAGGUACAAUUUUCCAAUUUCUUUCAAUGGUGGCUGAAGACCCACAAUUAUAUGGUGAAGAUUCUACUUCCAGAUCUGCUGUAGGUUUAAUUGGGGAUUUAGCAACUAUGUAUCCAGAUGGUUCUAUUAAACAAUUCUAUCAACAGAAUUGGGUAUCUGAGUUUAUGAAAAAGACUAGAACAAAUCCUAUCUUUUCCCAAUCGACAAAGGAUACUGCUAGAUGGGCAAGAGAACAACAAAGAGCUCAAUUAGCUUUAUAA
Molecule: messenger RNA, 2598 nt
Organism: Henningerozyma blattae CBS 6284
Lineage: Eukaryota; Fungi; Ascomycota; Saccharomycetes; Saccharomycetales; Saccharomycetaceae
Gene: KAP95
Product: karyopherin beta
Exons: 1
Coding region: 1-2598 (865 amino acids)
Biological process (GO): protein import into nucleus
Cellular component (GO): cytoplasm; nucleus
Molecular function (GO): nuclear import signal receptor activity; small GTPase binding
Source: RefSeq, a predicted model, not a curated record